Molecule: messenger RNA, 885 nt
Organism: Eurytemora carolleeae
Lineage: Eukaryota; Metazoa; Arthropoda; Copepoda; Calanoida; Temoridae
Exons: 4
Coding region: 1-537 (178 amino acids)
Source: RefSeq, a predicted model, not a curated record
AUGCACUCAAGAACUGAUAGCGGACGUGUCAAAGAGUAUGUCCCAGAAUGUACUCAAGAACUGAUAGCAGACGUGUCAAAGAUUAAUCUUCAAAAAAUAUCAAACAAAUUUUUCAGGCAAAGAGAGGCGCCCUUUACGUUUAAUAGAAGCCGUUCGGCUGAAUAUCAAAAUCCUUUGGAAAGGAUUCCGAUACCUACUCGGAGAAAUGUAGAACUAGGACCUGAAGUUCUCCAGGUUCUUCGGAGACUAGAGACCCAAAGACAAGGAGUAAAUAACAACUCAGAAGAGGAUUGCACGGAGGAUGCGUCGCUGUUAAAUGGAUUCAUGGAGGGUUUCCAGGAGGACAUAGAGACAGAACCGGAACCUGAACAUCAAGUUGAUCCUGAGGUUGAAGACAAGCUUGGAGCCGAACCUGAACCUGGACUUAGAUAUUAUGAUGAAUCUAAAUCUGAAAACCUUCUGCAAAGUUUUAUUAACAGUUUAGUUAUCGCUGCAGGAUUUGCUGUCCUUGCAACAUUGGUGUAUUGGUAUCAAUGAAAUAAGCAAAACUGUAAAUAAUUUAGACUAAAGCAUUUGAUUGGAACACUAUUUCAUUAUGCAUUUUUUUCGUGGAAGGCAAGAAUAGACCCUAAAUGAGAAUUUAAUGAAGUUUAAUAAAAAGUGUAUAUAAAAAUUCCUAAUAGGAAUUCUAACAAUCGAAUACAAAAUGAUUUUGCCAAGAAACAAGCUUGCAUUCAGCAAAUAAUAUGAAUAGUACAUUUCUUCAUACGGUCGUCUCAGAAAAGGGUAACCCUGGGUCUACUUUAUCGAUAUGAAAGACUGGUUAUUUGACCGUUUAUGUAUUUCACACUUUUAUGCUUCCUCAUAAAUACCAAUAAAAUUGAA